Messenger RNA from Naumovozyma castellii, 2373 nucleotides. RefSeq names its product tyrosine protein kinase SWE1 (gene SWE1). Bases 1 to 2373 code for a protein of 790 amino acids. The transcript has a single exon. NCBI's taxonomy places the organism in Eukaryota, Fungi, Ascomycota, Saccharomycetes, Saccharomycetales, Saccharomycetaceae. The record is from RefSeq and is a predicted model, not a curated record.
AUGCAUCGCCUUUCUGAUAAGCUUGUUGAGUUGCGUUCUGCAACCGGCGAUGCUCAUCAUUCAGAAUCAGAGUCAGACUCAGAUCUCGAUAUGUUCUGCGAAAACAACAAUAUAAUACCCAACCUCUUUCAGGAUAAUAGUAACAAUGAUACUCUGAAGGAAGAACCCCAAACAAUAGGAGAAAACGACCAGAAUUCCAAUAAUUUGAAGUUUUAUCCAUAUUCCAAUAAUAGGAUGACAAGAAGUGUAGCAACAUUAAAUCUUUCAUUGAGUAACCAAAGACUAGCUGAUUUGAAUUUGAAUCUAAAUUUGAAUGCAUACUCUUCUCCUUCGAAGUCCUCGAACAUAUUCAAUAAUGGGAAACCGUCUACCCCUUUAAACAAGAGUCCUAACAAAUUAAAACUUUACCCCAUUCCAACUCCUUUCAACUUCAAAAAUGAGAAUGAACAUCGAGAACGUUCGAAUACUAGCAGUAAUAGUAAUAACAAUAAUAAUACCAUUAGUUAUAAUAUUGCAAAACCUGAUCCAAAUGCAUUUAACCCGAAAGGUCUAAUAUCUAAAACAUCAAAUCUUUCUGCCACAUAUCCGAAUAAGAUAAAAAUACCCAAUACACCAAUGAAAAAGUCUCCAAGAAUUGAUCAUACUUCUCUCAAUACAAACACCAACGAUAAUGACACAGAAUUUACAUCUAUAUUUAACGAAUCUUUCCCAAGUAACAAUAUUAACAACAAUACAGGGUUAUCUUUUGAUACAGAUGAAAAUUCGUUAUCGAAAAAUCUUAGAAAUAAUAUACUCCUACAAUCUCCAUCUUUGAAAAGAGUUCCAUUAAUACAAAUAUCAAAUAACCAUCAAUCUGCAAAGAAGGAUUAUCAUUCACAAUUAUUCGAUUAUCCACAAUUACAAUUCCAUUCAAGUAAUAAUGACAAUAAUAAUAAAUUUAAAAAGAUUAAAAAAUCAAGAAACUCAACAAUCUUAAACAACUCAGACUUAACCAAUACUUUGCAGCAAUUCACUGAUGAUCUUUAUGGGUCAACUGAUCUUAAUACCAAUAACAAUAAUACUUCAAAUCCAACGUCGCCGUCAUUCUUCCAGAAUAGCACAAAUAACAACGACAAUAACAAUAGUAAUGUUCAUUACGAUGAGGAUAAUGACCCCUACGAAUAUGAUGAUCUUAUUACUACACCAACGCGACGCAAAUCAAUUUCUAUCCUGAAACAAACACCGUCAUCUAUAAAGAGUAUACCACCUUUAAUAAAUUCACCAGUCUUGAAAAGAAGAUACAUUAAUGCAACGAUUUCAACAAAUCCGGAUUCUCAUCUUUUCGAAAAAUUUAACAAUGUUCAUAUGAUUGGUUCGGGUCAAUUCUCCUCUGUAUACCAGGUGACAUUUGCACCAACAAAUAAGAAAUACGCAGUUAAGGCCGUUAAGGCAAAUAAAUAUAACUCCCUCAAUAGAAUCUUGCAAGAGAUUAAAAUACUGGAUGAAAUUAGAACUUCUCAGCUGGAUCUGGAGGGGAAAGAAUACGUUAUUGAUUUUAUAAGUUCUUGGAAGUACCAAGGCUCAUUUUAUAUCAUGUCCGAAUAUUAUGAUAAUGGGAACCUGGAUUCGUUCUUACAGGAACAAAUUAUAUCAAAAAAUACAAGAUUAGAGGAUUGGAGAAUUUGGAAGAUCAUUGUGGAGCUAUCACUGGCGUUAAGAUUUAUUCAUCAAACUUGUCAUGUAGUCCAUUUAGAUUUAAAGCCUACUAACAUCUUAAUUACUUUUGAAGGUAAUUUAAAGUUAGCAGAUUUUGGAAUGGCUGCUCAUUUACCCUUAAGAGAUCAAGAUUUUGAAAAUGAAGGUGAUAGAGAAUACAUCGCACCAGAGAUUAUAUCAGAGUGCAUUUACGACUUUAAGGCGGAUAUCUUUUCUUUAGGACUGAUGAUUGUGGAAAUUGCCGCGAAUGUUGUUCUUCCCGAUAAUGGUAAUGCUUGGCAUAAAUUAAGAUCUGGUGAUCUAUCAGAUGCCGGGAAAUUAAGUUCGUCAAAUAUACAUUCAGAAUCAUUAUUUUCAUCCAACAAUAAAGUAGACACUAACCUAACCGAUAUUUCAUCAAUUGAUAAUAAUCAUAAUAAUGAUAGGAGUAUUUCUCAAAAAAGGGAUAUGCUUUGCAGUGGAAGCUCCAAGAUCCCUCCUUGGGUUCCUAAAUUCCUUAUCGAUGGAACAUCCUUGGAGAAAAUGGUUAAAUGGAUGAUACAACCAGAUUAUACGAGACGCCCAUCUGCUGACGAAAUUCUACAUACAGAAGAAUGUAUCUACGUUGAAAUGACAAGGAAGGCAGGCGCUGUAAUCCAAGAGGAUGAUUUCGGCCCCAAACCUAACUUCUUCGCUUAA